AUGACCGCGCAGGACAAUGACCUAGUGCAGUCUGUCGCUGCCGACCAGCCAGCAACAAUCGCCCCCGCCUCGCGCCGUGAUCCCAUUGAAGACGCCGACGCGAGCUUCACCCGCAAACGCCCCCGCCUGCACGGAAGCAACAGUCUGUGUGCCAUGUCCACAGAGGCCCAUACCCCGGACAACCACGUAGAGAUGACCAUACGCUCCCACCCGCCCUCUUCCCCGGUGCGCGCUGGGGACGACCACGACCACAGUCAUACAGGUGACGUUGCUGCCAGCAGUCCUUCGCCUGCCCCGGUCCACUCGCCUAUACUCAUCCCUAGCUCCGAUGACGAGGGUGCCAGCCCUCCUGUUAUGCUUGUCAACGACGAGGACGAUGACGAGGACAGCAAAGACAAGGCUGUCAGCCCUCGUGUCAUGGUUGUCGACGACGACAACGACGAGGAUGACAACGACGUAGUCGGCCUUGCCCUGCACAUGAACCCCGAGGACCACUUCUGCCGGUUUCCCUACUCUCAUGUGGGUAGCUAUACUAGUGUAGUCCGUGAUCUGGCUCAGCAUGUGCAAGAUAUCGAUAAUGAUAUUGAUGCCGCCUUCUUUCUGGGCCUUUCGCAAUGGCUCGUCAACCUCCCCGAUCCCUCGGCGGACGACAUGCAAGGCUUUUACGUGAGCAAAGCUGCAUUUUGGGACGACUUUGGUCUUUUGGUGCACAAAGUCCUCUCUCGCAGGGUCUCGUUCACACGCCAUAACCAUGACCAUGACCACCGGUUAGGCGAUGCGUUUUACAGCUUCUUGAGUGCCUACGUCAGAACGUCUUCUUUUCUCCUACUCGUAGAUGUCCUCCUAAUUUCCCGGCCGCGGCCUGACGAUAUAUAUCCUUUGCCUUUGAUCAGCCAAAAACACCUUCGACAUUUACAUACCAUUCUUCGAUCCGAUAAGGCUCCAGCAUACCAUAUGGUCAGCAAAGAGUAUUCAGUAGACAUUCGCAAGAUGGUUUUGCGAUUACAGCAGGACUUUAUUGCGGCCAACGGGGCCCGGAACCUCCUUUGGCUAGCCACUGAUGCAAUCCUUCAGGUGCCCAUAGGCACGCAGAAUCAUAUUGCCGUCUUCACCUCGCCUGUGUUGGUCGCAUUGGGCUCGUCAAUUUUCCGCAGUGCUAUUACGAGCAGCGCGCACGACCGGUCCGAGUUUAGUCGCUCCACUCUGCUGUUUCUGGAAAAGUACAUGGACGACUUGUUCAACUUGAGCAGAACUGCCGAAGCCAGCAUUGCACGAGACUUGGUUCAACAUUUUCAUGCCUUGCUAUUCGAACUUUGCCUCUGGGAUAAAGACAUAGAAGCAGAUCUAGUUGUCAGAUUCUUAGACUUCAGGGACCCGGAUUCGCCGACUACCUCAUCACCUACCGAGACCAACCCUCGCACAGAGCAGCAAGACGAGUAUUGCCAAGACCCUGGGUCUCUGGCUGCCCUUGUUGCCAAUGCAUGGAAAUUCAAGAUUCUUCGGAAGUACCUUAUGAAGGGCAAGAUGGACUUGCGUGUAAUGAGCAUCGGCAUGAUGGAUUCGGGGCUGGUUGAAAUUUUCAAGCAAUACAGUGAUCACGACACCGUACCUAACCAUCCAGUCAUGAACUACCUAUCGGACUUCCUUAUCGAAGGAAAAGUUGUUGAAUACAUCAUCAGCGUUGACUCCCAUCCACAAAUUCUGCAACGCAGUGGCAAUAUCAUUGGGUUUCUUGUGGUGAACCACCGUUGGACAGAUAACCAAGCGGACUCCAUCUGGAAGACGAUUGCAACGAACCCUGACCCACGAGUUGUCUCGGCGACACUGACCAUGAUGCGAGCUAUCCUACACUUAAUGAGGGUGACGGAUCAUUUAUAUCUCUGCACAAAGCUCUGCGAACUCCCCAUUAGCCGUUACACCAUCAACAUGUUACGGUUCCUCCAUGAGUUGAGCGUCAAAGUUGUGGAAAGGGCAACUGCCGAGGACUAUGCCAUGAGGGACCGGAGGGCAAAGCCUUGGAACGUUUGUGUUCGCGUCAUCUGUGAUACAGCGUCUCAGAAAGAGACGGACAAAGAGCUCCUGGAUCUACACAACGAGGCUAUCGAACACCUCCGCGGUUUAGCACCUCAUGUUCCUCUCAACGAGCGACUUGCCAUUUAUCGUGAGUGUGCAGAUCACAUUAGCAAUCACUCUGAAAAGGCGACUGGCAGUGUAAAGGUCAUCUAUACGCUUGCAUCAUCACUUCAUACAGGUGACGGCUUCUUCUUUCAACAGAAUCAGGAUGUAACACGCAAGAUCUUGGAAGAGAUACCGUGGUUAGUUGAAACGGAAAAGAAUGCGGAACCAAGUGCAUACCAGCCUUUGUCUCUUCGUUAUAGACUGGAGCUUCUCGCACUCAUGAUAUGUCGUGCCGGGCCUGCCAUGCCUGCUGAGCUCUUCCCAACUCUCUGGGACCACACUGUCGGCUCGCACGCAAUUUCUAAUAAUGCAAGAGAUUGGGCAUGGGCACAGUUAUUCCAGACGAUCAAGCUUAUUCCAGAUAAUGAGUAUUGUAGGCAACUCGUCUCUUCCUACCUAUCGAAGAUGGAUCCAUGCUUCUAUACCCCCGGAAUGUUCGAAUUUGUCGCCAACUACAACUUCCCUACCAUUCGCGAGAUUGUGACGACCGACGAUGGAGUCAAGACAGUGUUGCAAAUUCCCGGCGCUGACCUGCUGUGGUCCAUGGUCCUUUACUCACCCGAAGGCUCUGUUGAAGAUCGGGCUGCGCGUCUUCUCGCCAGCCGCUAUGUCCAUAUCAACGAAGCCGAGGGUGUCACGCUAGCAGAUGUGGAGGCUGCCCAUGUUGCCCUUGUGGAAAAAUGUAUGCAUGAGAUACGGGACGCAUGCAAGACCAUACGCGAGCCAUGUUCUGACGACACAAUUCCGACUGUCUCUGAUGCGAUCCGACACGAAAAGGAAGGGCGUUGCCGCAGAAUCAUUCUAUUCCAAAAGUUACUGCUUGAGCGGCUACGACAGAAACCAGAAUUCAAUCGCGCCAAGAGAGCGGACUCUAAAAUUGACGAGAUGGACAUACCAUACGGAGAUGCUAUCACAAUCCGAUUUCAGUGCGCUAAUGGCGACCGGCAGGCAGUAUCAAUGGGCCCAGAUCACACUGUGGAUGAUCUUUACCGCAGGUUAUGUUACGUCUCGGGCUACACCAAGCUCAACCUUUUUGCCAAAGGUCAUCGCGUUGAUGUAGCUGCCCAAGCAGAAGAAAAGCUCAGUGAUGUCGACUUUGGAGGUCAGCUUCUACUUCAGAAGGCACCAGAGGCCAAAGUCACUCGCCCAUUGUCGGGUUCGGUUGCCGGAUCUUCAGUGUUCGAGUCAACUGUGACGAAAUACUUUGACGAGUUGUUCUCAUUGAUGGACUCUAAUGAUACCAUCAGCCAAUUGCUAUUCGACUACCUCAGCUUCUUCCCGGCUCGUAACAAUAUACCAGAUAGCGUCAUGGCCGAUGCUGCAUCCUCAGAAGGCCUUUUCCCACCAGGGAGGUUUUUCCAGGCAAGAUAUGCAGCUCUAGCUCUCCAAGAUAAGCUGCGUGAGCAGAUUAGGAAUAAGUCGAGCAUGGACGAAAGGUUCCUGGGCAAGGCAGUACAACACUUGAACGGAGCGAUACUCAAUGAAAAACUUAUCGGCGGUACCAUUUCAAGUCUUCAAGAAUUGCAGCUAGCGGCAGUACUCGUAACUGUACUAUUGGACUUCCUUAGAGAACGACCAUCCCCUGAUGUCUCAGCCGGAUACUUUUCCGAUCCAGUUCGACUGGCAGAUCGCCUUAUGUCCAUCUUGUCGAUGGCGCUCGAAACCAAUGAAGAUGCCACCGUGAUCCAAGACUGCUAUGGGGCCAUCAUCGAGGCAUCGCUACAUUCUCGAGCUGUAUGGGAAGCUUUUGUCGGACAUCCCGAGACACCGCGCUUGCAUGAUAUUCUGCUUCUAGAGGAUAGCCGACAAUUUGUCAGAGAGCAUGUUGCGAAGAAAAUUGCGUCCGUAUGUGGAGGAGAUCUUCCCUCCACUUGUCCGCUGGCCAAAGGUGAAGUCGCUAUUCAAUUUUGGACCGCUAUAUCCGCCAUUAUCCCAAGUUCCGUUCGCCACUCUACACAAUCCCAACAACUUUUCGGCAUCGCCGACCAUGUCUUCCGCGCUCAGGACGAAUAUAAGCGUGACGAGAAUUUACUUCGCGCAUGGCUAGCUCAGUGGAGCGAUCUGCUACUGGAUUACGAGCAUAAAGAGGUCGUAGGUCGUGAAGAUACUGACUUCGUCGUGUUUGGCCUUACAAAGUUGCUGCUCUGCUGCAUAUUGUCACUGAAAUCCUUCAAACUACCGAUCAACGCUGGGAACGUAAUGGAGCAGAUCUUCAAGAAGUACAUAUUCACAAAAAGUUCACCGGCUAUUGGAGCCAGCCAAUUGAACGUUCCCAUACUACAAUCACAUUCGAGGCGUGAGAUUUACGACUUGAUGUUGGCCCUAGUCGAUGACAGCAGCACCUACAGCGAUCUCCUUCGCCUUGCAGGAGAAGUAGAGCUGGAAGAUUGCGAGACGGCACUAGCGACACUGUCCGUCGAUCGUUCUAUGGAAGUACGCUCCAGCACGGGUUAUGUAGGUUUAUACAACCCCCGCGCAAUUUGCUACGCGAACUCGCUUCUUACUCAGCUCUUCAUGAACCUGAACUUUCGCAAGUUCAUGCUUGGACUGGAGCUUCAAGAGAGUAAUGGCUCCCAAAAACUCCUCCUCGAAACACAGAGACUCUUCACAAAUAUGCAGCACUCUUUCCGGCGAUCAGCUGAUCCACGGAGCUUCGCAGCCUGUGUCAAGAACUCAGACCUCAUGCCAAUUGAUAUUAGCGUCCAGAUGGAUGCCGACGAGUUCUACAACUCUCUCUUUGAUCAAUGGGAACGUCAGCUCAUAAAAGAAGAGAGUAAACAGGAAUUCCGCUCUUUCUACGGAGGUCAAACCCUCAAUCAGAUCAAGUCAAAGGAAUGUGAGCAUGUUUCUGAGCGAUCGGAACCCUUUUUCGCUGUUCAAUGCGAUGUGGUCGGCAAGUCCACGCUACAGGAGAGUCUCCAGGCCUUUGUUAGCGGAGACGUUAUGGAAGGCGACAACAAGUACAAGUGCGAGUCAUGCGACAGAUACGUCGAUGCAGUAAAGAGAACUUGCUUCAAGGAAGUGCCGGACAACCUCAUUUUCCAUCUCAAGCGCUUCGAGUUUGACUUGGCCGACUUUAGCCGGCGAAAGGUUCACGACCACUUUGAAUUUCCACCAUGCAUUGACAUCAAUGCUUACCAUGUUAACUCUCUCAGCAAUCCAACAAAGGCGCAUGAUGAGGAUAUUUUUGACCUAGUAGGCGUACUUGUACAUACCGGCACUUGCGAGCACGGCCACUACUAUUCUUACAUUCGUGAGCGGCCCAGUCCGGCUGGAAGCGCGGCUCCCACUUGGGUCGAGUUUGAUGACAGUAAUGUGGUACCUUUCGAUCCGGCAGACAUUGCGUACCGAACUUUUGGAGGCAUGACCGACGAUACUUAUAACCGUAUGCCCAAGCAAUAUUCGGCAUACAUGCUGUUUUAUCAACGUCGGACCGCGAUUGAAGAAGACCAGCGUAAAUGGGUCACCUCAACGAAUGAACGGACUUUAAAAGUCCCAGCACCACAAGCUCUUAAGCAGGAAGUUGACGUUAACAACGCACUCAUCAUCCAAGAGUACUGUCAGUUCGAUUCAAACCAUACAAAGUUUUUGCGACAACUUCAUGCCAUGUCACGCACAAUCAAUCAUGGCUCUUGCUCCGAAGACCAUGCGCAUGAGAAACAGUCGUUGCAAAUCGUCCUUACGCAUCUUGCUCACAUAGCGUGGCGUCACACUACUUCUGAUCUCUUCACGGAAACACUGCUUCAGCUUCGACGCUCAGUCCUACCAUGCGCGAUGUGUUGCAAUAUAUUUCUCAAACACUUCGCUACAGAUGAGGGUGCGCUAUUCAACAUGCUUGUUCGUUGCCCCCACGCCAAGGUUCGCUCUCAAAUACGCAGCUUCUUGGUCGAUUGUCUCAAGGUAUCCCGUGAAAAAGAACCGACUUUGUACGGUCUCGAAGGAACUGAGAACGACAUGGAUUCUGAUUGUUCAACUAUCACAAAGGAUGGGUUACUUGUAGACAUCACCCAAAGACUACGUCAGACUGCAGACGAUAGCUAUCAAAGCAUCCGAGGAUGGGACGACUUCUACUUGACCUUGACUCAAGUUGUAGAGAUUGGCCAUGCUGAGAUCACUGUCUUCUUGAACCAUGGUUUCCUGGAUUUCUGCAUCAAGCUGCUUUCCAUCCAUGUGCAUAGGCGCCUGCAAGACGAUUACCCAGAGUUUUGGAGGAUUCUGAGUAAGAAGGUAGGCAUUUACAACCGACUUAUUCAGUUUUUCUCGACUCUACUUUCACACAUGGAUACGAGCCUGCCACUUGUUCCUUCAACGCUGAUCGAAAAUCGCGGGGCUACGCUUGGCCGAGAACGCCUCAAGUUCCCACUGACCCACCGAGAGCGACAGAUGCUAUUCUACUGGGAUCCAGAACUCAAGGCGAUAGCGGUGCUAGAUAAGGCCAUGGAGAUGUUUGACCUGACCAAAGUGGACGCGGAAUACUUCUAUCCUGGUGACAUUGUCAAAACGAUGAUUGGCUGGACGGACCCGCAUGCUCAGUCGAAUCUUUUCAAGACGAUUAACGACGGCGUAGGUCUGGACCCGCCGUUUUGCGACGCGUAUGUGCGAGCGGCGCUAUCUUUCUGCGAAACGUCCGCAACAGCCGAGAGCGUUACUAGACUGAUCACCACGGUAUCCAAAGCAAUCGCAUCGGCGAAUCGACUCGAGGAAGAACGUCUACCGAACGGGAUAGCUGUUUUGGACUUCUUCAUCGGUCUUCUGAAGGCUGACAACGAGGCACUUUUCGAACAGCGGCAUCCAUAUGUCUUCUUCUAUUGGGUCAUGGCGAGGAGCCGUAUAUGGGCACCUGCCCUGCUUCUUAACCCACUAGAGAGUGUACGCCAGAGCGCAGAACUACUAGUGAGCGAGCUCUACAAAGAUCACGACUGGCCCACGGACAUGGUGGCUUUCAAAUGGCGAUCACUUCGUGAAUUAUUGGGCGAAAUGAUGCAGCGUAUUAUCUUCGAAAAAGACGCAGGUAUGCUGAGGAUCCAUAUGACUCCGCUCAUUUCGUGCUGUCAAUUCCUCCUGCGACAGAUUUUUGAACUGGUACACAGUGAGGAUCCAGAUCCAAACUUGGAUAUGUACAGGGACGACGUAAAUGACAGUGCUCGUAUAUACGCUUGGCAAACAGAUAUUGAGCCGCGGCUACACUCGUGGCCACAAGACGACAGUCGCUUAUCAGCAGGGGACCUUUAUGACCAGUCGGACUUUGGUAGUGAGUCGGAUGUGGAGGAGGUGGCUGGCGUCGAGUCAUGA
Molecule: messenger RNA, 7470 nt
Organism: Bipolaris oryzae ATCC 44560
Lineage: Eukaryota; Fungi; Ascomycota; Dothideomycetes; Pleosporales; Pleosporaceae
Exons: 8
Coding region: 1-7470 (2489 amino acids)
Biological process (GO): protein deubiquitination
Cellular component (GO): nucleus; cytosol
Molecular function (GO): cysteine-type endopeptidase activity; cysteine-type deubiquitinase activity
Source: RefSeq, a predicted model, not a curated record